Molecule: messenger RNA, 1479 nt
Organism: Schistosoma curassoni
Lineage: Eukaryota; Metazoa; Platyhelminthes; Trematoda; Strigeidida; Schistosomatidae
Source: the annotation of a GenBank genome assembly
AUGUUUAUCAAGAAGAAAUCAUCGUUCAGAAUCUACUAUGCAAUUCUGAAAGCAUUCGGAUUAACACUUUGUAUAAUUUUCACAUUACAAAUAUAUUUCAUGCGUACAACUGUCAAAUAUGUUACCCUACGAAAUCACUCUGAAGAAGCCAUUAUUGUACGCAAUAUGGCACAUAUUAACUGCAAACGCACAUGUCGUACUAUUUGUAAGAAUAUUGACAGUAUUCCAUCGAGUAAGGUGAGUGCAUUGAAACCAAUUGGGAAAAUGCCAUUCAAUGGUGAAUUCAAUGAAGAGGCGAACCCAAUCAACGACACAUUUUAUUCACAUGAUCUUGGUGGCGGUUGGAUGUUUAAGGAGGAGACGACGAAUUGCAACAAUGUUCCACAAUCCGGUGUAGCAAUCAUCAUUGUUUGUAGAGAUAGAUGGAAACAACUGAAUAAUACAUUGUCCGCUCUGAUUCCAGUUCUCCAGAGACAACAUUUGUGUUAUCGAAUAUUUAUUAUUGAACAACAGGGUACUGGUAUUUUGAACAAAGCUCAGUUGAUGAACAUUGGUUUUAUUGAAGCACAUAAACGUUUCGAUUUCGACUGUGUUAUAUUUCAUGAUGCCGACUUAAUACCAUUGGAUGAUAGAAUACCACAUGGUUGUGAUGAAGAGAUGAUGGAGAGUGUGAUUCAUUUGAGUGUUGGAGUGAGUUCAUGGAAUUAUGUUUUACCUUACCAAUCAUUGAUCGGUGGUGUUUUGAAAAUAUCGACUUCACACUUUAUACAGGUUAAUGGUUAUUCGAAUAGUUAUUGGGGUUGGGGUGGAGAGGACGAUGAUUUGGAGAGGCGACUGAAAGCAUCAAAAAUUAUGUAUAAACACAUUGAAAAGUCAAUAGGCAGAUAUCUGGCUCAACCUCACACUAAACAGGUUCGAGCGAAUAGACGUUUAGUACUUGAUUCAUUAAAAAAUGCUGCCAGUCGUAUGUUCACUGAUGGGUUGAAUUCUGUAAAAUAUAAAGUUUCAGCCUAUUUUGAGAAGCAACACUACACACAUUUUUUAAUUACAUUAAAAUAAGUUUUUUUAAAGAUUCAAUUGCCUGUUUUUCUUACCCUUAAAUAUUGUAUAACCUAGUUCUUUACACUGUGAGACAAAACUAUUUUUAUAUUGAAUGAUACUUUCAUUUAAGUAUAGAAGUAAUCAAGAAAGAAAACACUGAUGUAGUCUCAAGUUCAACAUUGUUAUAUACACAGUCAAAUCUGUAUGAUAUUCACAAAUGCACAGAAAAUUACAUCCAUAUGUAGAUAACUUAGUAUCAUUGAUGGAUCGAAUAAAAGAAUUUCUAUUUGCUAUUCAUCAUAGCGAUUUGUACAUCAUUUACUUCUGUUGUCUAUGUGUUUACUUUUCGGUAUGUACUUUCUAACAAUAUUUCAAUUAAUUACUUAACCAUCUUUUGAAACAUUUAAUUAUAUAUCUAUACCCUAGUUACUUAACAAU